AUGUCUACAUUCUGCAUCACGCCUACAGCUGCUUCAACCCAAGGCCCCUUGGGCCGUGGUCUUGGACUCUGCUCCGGACAACGGGAACCCGACUACAAUCUCUUGCAGCCCUUCGAAGCCAUGCCAGAGGAGAUAUCUGGUUCAACCGUAUGGGUAAAGGAGGAGCUGAGUCAAAAUAGUGGGCGCUGGCUUUAUCGUUUUACCGAAGAUCAGGUAGAACACAUCAUUGCUGCCGUCCGCAAUAUCGAAAACCGAGGCUUUCAACUCUCUGAAGUCGACAAGGCAACCUUCGAGCUCCCUAGCCCCUUUGUGGACUUUCUAUACAGAAUCCGAGACCGACUGAUCAACGGGAUCGGCUUCGUCGUGCUACGUGGUCUUCCCGUCGAAUCUUGGACAACCCGACAAGCCUCGAUCGCGUACCUAGGCAUCGGUUCCUACAUCGGCCGCCGAUUGAGCCAAAAUCGUCAGGGACACAUGCUCGGACAUAUCAAAGACCUUUCUGAAGGCAAAGAAGUCAACGGGGAAGGCAGAAUCUACCGUACGCAGAAAGCUCAGACGUAUCACACGGAUGACAGCGACAUCGUGGGUCUGCUUUGCCUUCACCAAGCGAUGGAAGGCGGAGAGUCACAGGUAGUCUCCAGCCACAGCAUCUACAACACUCUCAGACGAGAAAGACCAGAUGUGCUACGCCAAUUAUGCCUGCCACACUGGUUCUAUGAUAGAAAGGGGGAGACGAGCGAGGGAGAAAAGGGGUGGAUGCGUACUCCGUGCUAUUACUAUUACAAGGAGAAGCUCAGCAUGAAGUGGGACUCUUACUAUGUCGGAGCGCUACAACGCUUCUGGGAUGCUGGGCUUCUUCCACAGUACACAGAUGCCCAGCGUGAGGCGAUCCAGGUGAUGGAGGAGAUGUGCCGCCGACUAUCGUUGGAAAUGACGCUGCAGCAGGGCGAUAUCCAAUUUGUCGCCAACACUCAUAACCUUCAUGCGCGAUCUACGUACAAGGAUGAUAACGAUGUCACGAAGAAACGCUGGUUACAGAGACUUUGGCUUGCUACCUCAGAAGAGGAGGGCGGAUGGCCAUUGCCGUUUGCUGAUAGUCGGCGCCUUGAUGAGGAGCCCGUCCGAGCCAGCCACCGGCGAUCCGCUUCCGAGCAUGACCCCACGAUGCCGCCGCCUAAAUCGGGACAGCGGUCGAUGACCUUUACCGGGUGCUGGACCUGCAAGAGGCGCAAGGUGAAGUGUGAUGAGAGGUCUUCUGGUUGUGGGAACUGCGAGAAGAUGAAGAUCCCUUGCGAAGGCUACGGCAUUAGGCUUCAGUGGAUCAACGUUUCGAACCCAUUUCUUGAGCAGGAGAAGCCUGGCAGCCGUGAUACAGGGCCAGAAUAUCAGAUGAGAGACAUUGACUCCUUCUUGGCAUCCCUUGAAGAAGCACCAAACUCAAAGGGCAUCAUACAAGAAGGUCCUUUCUCUCUUUUUCAAGCCCAUGACGGUAGUCACGAAUCUGGCCAGAGUCACGACUUAGGAAGUCCCGAUAUUGCAGCCUCGGACUGCUCAUUGGUCACCAAUGCUCAUCACAGCUCAGAAUCAACACGGUCCCAGAAGGACGCAACGACCUCACCUAUCUACACUGACUGCGCAAGCUCAAGUCCUUCAUUCUCGACAGCACGAGAGGACGGAUCUCCAAAUCAGAUUGGGCUCGAUGUGGAGCUCAUCAGAACCUCGGAGGAUGACCAUGCCACACCAGAAUUCCAGCUCCAGGAAGAGUUCAACUCUUCGCUGGGCGACAUUGCAGACCUAUUAGAAGACUCAGUCGAGUUGUUGCCGAUGCAGCCGCAAAAUAACAUUUCAUCCAUGAGACUACCGAGACGAAUAUCUACCAGCAUAUCAGGCGACGCAGUCAUCGAUAGACUUAUGCAUCACUACGUGGAGAACAUCGCGAGCCUACUCCAGCCCAUUCCACAUCCCCAGAAUCCUUAUCGAAAGCUCUACGUCCCGGCAGCUCUCCAGGCAAUAUCGGAAUGGCUGCCGAAAGCAAAAAUGGCCACACCUACCGUUUCUUCAGUCAUUUUUCACUCCCUUAUAGCAUCAUCUGCUUUCCAUCUCGGCAAUUGUGGUCCCGAGCAGGCGAAAUACCUUGCCCUCGGGUCACAGCAUCGCCAAGUAGCGCUGCAUUGCUUACAGUCCGCCAUCAACCCCGCCAUGGCAACAUCGGAAUACAAGCUUCUCAUGGUGGCCAUGUUAUCAAUGGUGACCAUUAGCAACUUCACGACAGGCAGUGAUGCCGACUUUGUGGUCCACCUUCAAGGCACAAAACAGCUGCGGAAAACGCGAAGGCGAUGGAAAGUCAUCAGCAGAGCCACGCGGCAACUGAAUGAAAUUAGCGACUUUCUCUACCUCCUCACUCGCACGGUCUCAUUCUCCUUCACGCCAGGGCCUUGGCCAUCAGAGGACGCAGAGGAUAUAGACGAACCAAUCGCCUCGCAGGCAGAGCCCGACAGCUGCUUCGGUUACAUGUACGGGAUCACACCCGCCAUCGCUGUGGAUAUCGAGGAGACCUGCCGACUGGCGGAGUAUCUCCUCUGGUACGAAGGCACCGAAGAGCCCAUCCCAGAGGGACUGCUCGAGGCCUGCGAGAGUCUUGGCGAUCGAUUAUGCAACUGGUCUCUAGACCUCGAAGACGUCCGCCAAGCAAUGAACCAGGACGCCGAAACCCUGGAAAUCUUUCAACACCACGCUGAUGCGUGGCACUUGGCUGCAGUCAUUUACUACCACCGACGCAUCCAAAAAUGUCACAGUGAAAACCACCAGCAGCUCCUCGCCGAAAUCGCCGAACACAUGCACGCCGUCGAGGACAUCAAAACGCGGUCGAAGUCCACAAAGACCAACUUCAUGGCGCCCAUAACGUGGCCUGCCUUUGUAGCUUCGUGCGACGCCAGCGAUCGCGGACCGUGGGAGCACUGGUGGGAGAGGAUCAAGUGCUACCGGGUCGCCAACAGCCGGACGCAGUGGAAGGUGGUUCAGCGUUUGUGGGAGAGACGGGAUGAACUAGAGCAAGCGGGCGUUGAUACGUUUGAUUGGAUUCAAGCGUUUAAAGACUUUGGGAUUGCUUUGUUUCCAAUCUGA
This is a messenger RNA of Colletotrichum lupini, 3123 nucleotides long. Its product is annotated as taurine catabolism dioxygenase TauD. Lineage: Eukaryota; Fungi; Ascomycota; Sordariomycetes; Glomerellales; Glomerellaceae. The transcript has 5 exons. Gene Ontology annotation, cellular component: nucleus. Bases 1 to 3123 code for a protein of 1040 amino acids. Gene Ontology annotation, molecular function: transcription cis-regulatory region binding; DNA-binding transcription factor activity, RNA polymerase II-specific; zinc ion binding. Gene Ontology annotation, biological process: positive regulation of transcription by RNA polymerase II. The record is from RefSeq and is a predicted model, not a curated record.